UGACGAGUGCAGCCCCCCAUCAAUUCAUAUACUCUUACCAAUAUAUAUACACAUGAGAAUUAACAGGAAAAGCAAGUCGAAAAUGCUAUACUAAUCCAUCUUGUUUUUCUGUUAACACAAACAAGAAGAAGAGUGAAAAUGGGGGAAACAGGGGAAGCUUCAGCAGUAUCAUUUCCAUCUUUGACAAUUCCACCACGCCCCUCAUUCGAAUCCUUUUUUAACAUGUCUUCUUUCAGCCCAGGUCCAAUGUCCCUUGUUUCCAGUUUCUUGUCCGAACAAAGCCCUGAUUCUGCAAAUUGCCCUUCUUCCUCCCAGCUUUUUCACGGAGACGAAUAUUCUGGAGAUCCUCCAGGGUGUCAAAAAACAUCUGGGUAUAAGCAAAAUCGCCCCGUGAAUCUGGUGUUGGCUCAAUCUCCUUUGUUCAUGAUUCCCUCUGGUUUCAGUCCUUCUGUAUUCCUUAAUUCUCCUGCUCCACUUCAGAGUCCCUUUGGAAUGUCACACCAGCAGGCUCUAGCACAUGUUACAGCACAGGCUGAAUUUUCUACUUCAUUCAUGCAAAUGCAAAUGCAAGCCGAAGAUCAGUGUUCCUCUCUUGUAGCUUCAGCAGAAGCAUUAGGAAAUGAGUUGUCAACUGAUUUAAAGGAAUCUUAUUUGCAGAUGAAGGAGUGUUUGCGAACUAGUUUGGAUAACAAACCAUCAGACAAGCAGUGUAACCAAUUUGAACUGCCAGAGAUUUCUCAAUCUGAGAACAAGACAUCCUUUGGUGUUUACGAUAAGCCAGCUUGUGAUGGUUAUAAAUGGAGAAAAUAUGGCCAGAAAAAAGUUAAGGCUAGUGAAUGCCCUCGGAGCUACUAUAGGUGCUCACAUCUCAAAUGUCUAGUGAAGAAGAAGGUUGAGCGAUCCGUUGAUGGUCACAUAACUGAGAUCACAUAUAAUGGUUGGCAUAACCAUGCUCAACCAACCAAACGAAGAAAAAAUGGUUCUGCUUUGGAUAGUACAGACUGCUCUGGAGUUCGACCAGACAUUAGUACACAUGAUUGGACAGUAAUGAAUAGCUCGGACGGGUCUUCUCCUUCUUGUUCUGACCAGGUUCCGACCCAAAUGGCAUCUGAGCUUCUUGUGAAAAGAGAAUGUGAUGAAAUCAUAAGCAAUUUGAUAGAAGUAGAUGAGGGGCAUGAUGAACCAGAUGCAAAGAGAAUGAAGACGGCAAUUGAGACUGUAGCUUCAUCACAUGUCACAGUAGCUGAAUCCAAGAUUGUUCUGCAGACCACAAGUGAAGUUGAUUUCUUAGAUGAUGGGUACAAAUGGCGAAAAUAUGGGCAGAAGGUGGUAAAGGGGACUCAGCAUCCAAGGAGUUACUAUCGGUGCACAUAUCCUGGAUGCAAUGUUCGCAAACAAGUCGAGAGGGCUUCAACUGAUCCAAAAGCUGUCAUAACAACGUAUGAAGGCAAGCAUAAUCAUGGUAUUCCUACUGUUAUUAGGAAUAGAGGAACGAGGAAUAAAUAGAGCCAAAUGUCACGGUCAACAAAAAUAUUUUGGUUUUUGAAAACAACAAUGAAAUACCCUUGUGUGGAAGGAUUGCAGCAUAAACAGCAUUACCAAAAGUAAAAGGGUGGAAGGAUGCUGUUUGAGCUUCUUACUUCUGUACAAAAAGCUGAUUGUAAGAUCUAUCCUCACAUGCUUGGUCCCAUGAAUUUGUAAAUUCUUCUUCUAGUUUCUAACAUGUCUAAUAAAGCAAAGAAGGGUGUAAUAGUUUGUCCUUGUCAUUGAAGCUUCCUGGGCCAGGCUUCAAACUUUUGUUUGCAUCUCUUUGAUUGAUCCCCUCACCUGAAUCCAUUUUGCUUUUCAGUUUAUUUCCAGUUGUAUUCCGACUAAUAUCAUGGAACCAAGUAGAUGAGAUCAGUUCUUGUUUUAGGAUUAAAGUUAUAUAUAUACACACGGAGAAACUAAGAGAAAUUUUACAUCAUCAAUGCAAUUUAACAUGUCAAAAUCUACUUUUGAAAUAGCGGACAAGUAAAAAUAAAACAAUUAUUUCGCUACAAUGAUUACUCAAUAAUCUGAAGAUAGCGAUGAGUUGUUGAGCAGUUGGCUUUUUUGUUCACUCUUGCUGAACCAACAGGCAGCUCACCAG
This is a messenger RNA of Solanum dulcamara, 2131 nucleotides long. RefSeq names its product probable WRKY transcription factor 3. Lineage: Eukaryota; Viridiplantae; Streptophyta; Magnoliopsida; Solanales; Solanaceae. Gene Ontology annotation, molecular function: sequence-specific DNA binding; DNA-binding transcription factor activity. The transcript is spliced from 4 exons. The coding region runs from base 139 to 1506 and encodes 455 amino acids. The record is from RefSeq and is a predicted model, not a curated record. Gene Ontology annotation, biological process: regulation of DNA-templated transcription.